Messenger RNA from Serpula lacrymans var. lacrymans S7.9, 2083 nucleotides. RefSeq lists its product as uncharacterized. Bases 1 to 1830 code for a protein of 609 amino acids. The record is from RefSeq and is a predicted model, not a curated record. NCBI's taxonomy places the organism in Eukaryota, Fungi, Basidiomycota, Agaricomycetes, Boletales, Serpulaceae. The transcript is spliced from 4 exons.
AUGCCCUCGUCCUCAGAAAUUGCCUCACUCCGCGCCACAUUGAAAGAACUGGCUAGCCAGGCAGAACAGGUCGAGCUGGAACUCAGUGAAGAGCUCGAGGCAGUUCGUCUGUCUUCUCACUAUACCACGACCGAGGAAUCAUGCAGCACACCAGACUUCUUCACCGGCGAUACCACGACGAACUCAACCGCAUCAGAGUCCUCGGUCUUUUCACACCAGUCUUUCAGUACCCCCCUUGGUUUUUUGCAGGCUGCACUGCCGCAUGUCUCCAUAGGAAGGCUCAGAAAUGCGCUGAGUGAAGCAGAGUACGGAUACGCAGACGAAAUCAAUAUGGAAUCUGUGGUGGAAAACAUUCUGACGAGCGAAUACCUGCGGGAGCUCGAGGAGAGGGGUCUCGAUGCGCUGGAUGCGGAUGAGCCUGGAUUUCCGCUUGCUGGAACGGAUUUUCUAUGGAAAACAGUAGAGUCUAAGAAGAAAUCUCCUACAAAUGGCAAGGCAGGAAAACGAAAGAAUGUUCGAGGCAAGACCGUAACUCUUGUGGAUAUACGACAGAAGCAGCAUAUUCGAGGAACCCCUUCCAAUGGUCUUAACGGCAAUUCUAUCGCAUCAGCGCCUCCCCCUGAUCCAUGGACUCAGCUGUCUUCCUUGUCAUCCCACCUCGCCACACUCCUCCCCCCAAGCACGGCAUCUUUCUUCCAGUCUUACUUUCAUUCGCCGGAGCACUCUUCACCCGCCAAAGCCCUUCGUGCAGCACUAACCAAGAUUGCCGAGUCCAGUGGGCCUUCCUCGCCCAGUGAGGGAACCACCGUAUUUUUCACCAUGCUUGACAUCCUACGCUCCUCUCCUGCUUAUGACACACUUGACAAUGAACAACGGUCGAUGGUAUUAUCAGAUGCUAGAUUAGCCCUAAACGCGUGUCGCGGCCGUGGUGACGAUGCUAUUGACAUUGUCUGGUUACUACAUGAACUUGACACCGAUUUUGACUCAGGUUACCUUGGAAUGGGGGUCUACCAUCAACUCCCUCCGUCUGCGACAUCUUCUUCCGUCAGUGAAUCUUCCGCUUGGUUUGUACCUCUGGUAUCUCAGGCCGUUUCCCCUGCAUCUCCACGAACGAAUGGCGCCCUCUCAAAACUAUCGACGGGGCCGCCAUCUGUUCAUCCACCCCCUACUUCCAAACGGAAGUUGUCACUAACGUCCCCAACAUCGCCCAAACAAAACCCAUUCGAGUGGCAGUCAAUCCCUCCGAAGAAACCACCCAACAACGGUGUACAUCCCCUAGCAGACCACAUACCUGCAUACAGCAAUGACCGUGUCUUGGUCAAUGGAAAAUUGCGACACAACGGUAAGGAUAACGACCGGCGUCGGCAAGACUUUAAGAGAAGAAUGGCGGAUAGUUUGAAGAAGCGGGAUGAGCUCCUGAGAGAGGCUUCGAAAGCUUGGAGCCAAGGCAACUCCAAGUCGAGGGGAGGAGAAGUCGCUUUGUACUUUGCGGAACGGGCUCGUGAGUUCCAGGAAUUGGCGAGACGGGAAGCAUUGGAUGAAGCCAGAAUGAUGGUUGAGUCCAAGAGAUCUAUGGCAACGGACCGUAAUACCAUAGAUCUCCACGGAACUUGUGUUGCAGAAGCUGUCGUCAUAGCCAAAGAAAUUCUUGAGCGGGAAGGGGCUUCACCCGUAAAGCCACUGAGAAUUAUAACGGGGCGUGGGACACACUCCGCGAAUAAGACAAGCGUCCUUAAACCAGCUGUGAAGAGCGCGCUUGCUCAAGAGGGAUGGCAUGUCGGCGUAUGGGACGGUGGCUUGGUUGUCCGCGGACGAAGACCUGGAUUCUAGGGAUGCAAUCGCAUCGACUUGCUCGGAGCAGGGUUUUUACGUGCGGAACCCUACGGCACGGGCUUCUCGCCCUUCCUUGGGUUUACUUGGGUUUUGGUUUACGGAUGCAUAUAUAUAUUUUUCUCGAGGGUUUGCUGUUACUCACUGCUGUAUUGCACCGACCGUCGAUACCCUAUUUUGUACUGUGUAGCCGUAUCAGCGUCCUCUGACAUCUCCAUAGCCUUAUAGCAAUAGAAUAUUGUCAAGAAUUAUA